Messenger RNA from Nymphaea colorata (pocket water lily), 2564 nucleotides. RefSeq lists its product as uncharacterized. The transcript has 4 exons. Gene Ontology annotation, molecular function: protein binding. The coding region runs from base 500 to 2473 and encodes 657 amino acids. Lineage: Eukaryota; Viridiplantae; Streptophyta; Magnoliopsida; Nymphaeales; Nymphaeaceae. The record is from RefSeq and is a predicted model, not a curated record.
UUCUCGGGUGGAAUUAUCGGCGUCAGCCAAACGCCGCUGGGGAAAGCGAGGACGGACCCGCUUGCCCAUCCCAAUUUAGUUAAUUCGUCGGAACCCAAAGGCCUCCCUUCAUAUCCACCUAAGGUUGGCCAAGAGGACUCUUGGAAGAGAGAAAGGUAGAAGGAGGGAUCACAGGAGCGAAAGCAAACCCUAAAAUCAUCGAGGCGUCUCGAUCGCUUGAUCCGUUCGCCUGACCAAUUUCUGGCCGUCCAUUUCUCGUUCCGGCUAGGUCUCCGUUGCCCCAUUCCGAUCUCUGUUUCCGGUGGACUGUACUCAUGGAGGGGGACUGGAUUCCCUGGGCCUGCCUGACCUGUGCUUGAUUAAUGUCUUAUUACCAAAGGCGAAGUCUGAUAUGGGAUGGGAUGCAAUAACAAAAGAUGGUCUUGAGGAGGAUGAAGUAGCACCUCAGGAAUUUUUACCUUGAACCUCCUUUCUCAUUUUAGUUUCCAAUUUGGCAACCAUGUCGCCUCAAGCCAGGUCCAAAUCAAAGGAGAAGUCCUCCUCAAAGGCCACUAAGGAACAGAAAAGCCCUUCAAAAGUGGCGAAUGGCAACGCUAGUGCUGGUAGUCCGGCAAAUGCAUAUAACCCUGUUUCUGGUACAUUUCACUCACUUGAAACGGUAGCCGUCUCACCUGCUGCAUCUCCUAAAGGGCGGUAUAGAUCUAUUGAUGAAACGGAUGAUCAUUCUGGCAGUUCACUUGGAACUACAGCAGAUUAUGAUUCCGUGUCUAACAACGAGAGCUGUUCUGGGGAGUCAGAAGAUCUAAAGGAGAAGGCCUCUGUUGCUCCAAGGCAAGAACCUCCCCCUGGUUCUGGGUCCUCUGGAAAUGAGAAACGGGACAAGAUCCGUCAAAAGAAUGAGAGGAAGCAUCAGAGGCAGAGAGAACGGCGUGCACAAGAGCUCCACGACCGCUGCAAUGGUUAUCUGAUGUCAUGGAAGCUGGAAGCUCUUUUGCAGCAACUUGUGGCGAUGGGAUUCUCAUCUGAUCGGGCAACAAUGGCACUUAUCAUGAAUGAGGGCCGUGCAGAAGAAUCGGUGGCAUGGCUGUUUGAAGCUGGUGAGGAAGUUCAGGCAGCUGAGGCAAAAGUAGGAGCAGGAGGAAACCUUAAGAUAGAUAUAACCGAAGAGCUGGCGCGGAUGGCAGACAUGGAAAUUAAGUUUAAAUGUACGAAGCAGGAGGUGGAACGUGCUGUUGUUGCCUGUGAAGGUGACCUUGAGAAAGCAGCAGAACUUCUAAGGACCCAGAAACAGGAAACAAAAUCUUCAAAACCUGAAGAGCCUAUGGACCUACCCUCUAGUGCUGGCACGAAGCAAGUAGCUGCUGUGCCAUUGAGUGUUUCAAAGGCGCCGUCAAUUGCCAAGGCUGGAGCUGUUCCUCUGGUUCUGCAGAGACGAGAGGAGCGAGAUUUUAACUAUGCAAGAAUGGUGUCUGAUCCUGGCAACAGACAAGUUGUGGCUGGGAGAAGAAGCCAAGCCAAGUCAGAAUGGGCUAGGAAUCAGCUACCACCCACAACAGAUAGGAAGUCGUGGCCAAGUGCUAGUGCGAGUGCCUCCGUCUCCUAUUCUCUGGCCACAACCUUGUCUGGGGUGCCAUUGGCACCAAAGACGUCGCAGCCGGAUGCGAGGGGCCUGGCUGGGGGUAACGAGAGCAAGACUAGUUCUCAGACAGUGACUGUUAGGGAGCCUGUGAUUGUUAUGCAGCGACCUCAGUCCAAUAACUCGAAGCAACAUUCAGCAACCAAUCCGGGCGGUACUUCGGCGAUGGUGAGUUGGAAAACGAAAAGUGAUGGUGGCAUCGAGCAUGUGCCGAGCAGUGGCCCUGUAGAUACGGUGGCCACAAGUACCUCGACCUCAAAUGCUGGUGCUCAGCAACAUAAGCCAAGUCAGUAUCAGCCAUUCAUGCCUAGUCCAGUCGAUGCCAUUGCCGCAAGUUGGAGUGCAGCAACUAGCAUCGCCGGUGGGUAUGGGGGAUCAGCAGACCCACAGAUACCUGCCGGAGCUGGAUGGAGCGCACAAGGGCACCAGCACCUUGGUGUGUCGUCAGCGCUGGGUGUGUACGCAGGAUGGAGUUCAUCGGGUCCGUCUGGUAAUCCUUUCUCCCCAUCAACAGCAGAUUGGAGUAGAGGCCGGUUGAUGAUGGAAUGUGAUUACACCAACAUCGAUUGGAGUUUGACACCAUCGUCCUGUAUAUCUCGGCCAGGUCAGUCGACGCCAGGUUUUAGCUCGCUCAGUUCUAACAGCCAGGCAUAUGAGCCAUGGUUGGGGACGAGCGACUCAAAGGGCGUUGGUGGCCUGUUCGGCUCCCGGCAGCGGGAGCAGAACAGUGGUGUUGCGCCGGAAGGAUCGUCUGCAUUGCAUGAUUGGACGUCUCCCUUUGCUGGGAAAGAUUUGUUUAGUCUGCCAAGGCAGGUCGUGACCUCUCCGUCUCUUUAAGCAAAAAUGGUAAUAGUGGGAUAGGGUUUGCAGUGAAAAAAUGGACAAAAUUGUGAUUUGCUGUUGAUGAGUGCUAUCGAGUGUUGCUCUC